CCCAGUGGUAGAAAAAGAAAGCCAUCUCCAAGGCUCUCCCACUCCUUAUGUUUCUAAUGUGAGGAUACACCAAUAUCUGUUUUAUUGUCCUCUUCAAUUAUUUUUAUUCUUCUCAGAGUCUGUAGCUAUCAUGGGAUCGUCCCGACACAAGCGUGCUCAGCUGGCAAGUCCACACGAUAACCAGAAAUCAAAAAAGCGCAAGGCCGCCAACACAGACGACGAAUAUGAUUCUCCCGAUCUCGAAGAGACGAAGCCAAAACGAGCUCGAAAGAAGAAUGGUGAAGAAAAACGUCUCAAGCGUCACCGGGCCCGGCCUCCUCGCACUUAUAUCGAGCGACUUCAUCGUGUAAGAAUCCAACGAAUGUUUCUACUUGACCGAAAUAGGAGUACCAGUGAAGACGGAACACAUGAAGAGGAGGUAUUUGACAUUGCUGGAACUACUGGAAAUGUUUACAAUGUUACUAUCUCAAAAGUUCUAGACUGUUCCUGCCCGGAUUCAUCAAAGGGCAACCAAUGCAAACAUAUCAUCUACGUAAGCCAUACCCUUUUCUAUACAAGGUUGGUCGCUGAAGGAUUAGGUUCUUGUUAAUGUCCUCAAAGCUCGGGAGGACUUAGCAUACCAACUCGCAUUCUUGACUACCGAACUUGAGGAAAUAUUUAGCAACGCUCCUGUCAGACCACAGUCAGAUGGAGCGACUGCAACCGCCACAGAGACAGGAGGGCACCGCAAACCAAUCGAAGGCGAUUGUCCCAUUUGUGUAAUGGAAUUUGAGGAAUCUGACAAGUCCGACACGAUCAUUUGGUGCAAAGCUGCUUGUGGAAACAACGUUCACAAGCGUUGCUUUGACCGGUGGGCUCGGAGUAAACCGGGAGAAGUCAAGUGUGUAUACUGUCGAACUCCAUGGAAAGGCGACGAGAAAGAUCUCAAGGGAAUUAGUAAGCGUGGUAAAGUCAAUGAGGAGGGGUAUGUUAAUGUUGCAGGACAGUUGGGACUCAGUGGACACCGAGAUACAAGCACAUAUCAUGAGCACUGGGCCAGGAGAGAGUUUGGAGGUGGUUAUUAUUGA
Messenger RNA from Hymenoscyphus albidus, 1067 nucleotides. NCBI's taxonomy places the organism in Eukaryota, Fungi, Ascomycota, Leotiomycetes, Helotiales, Helotiaceae. The record is from the annotation of a GenBank genome assembly.